CCUACCUAAUACGUAGAUACCUCAAAAGAUCUUCCCUUCCUUGGAAAAGCAUAAAUACCUGUGUGCGUCUGUACAUGAGAAAUUUUUCUUUCUUCUCUUGUUUGAAUCAAUUCACUUUUUAUUAUCACAUCAAUUGAUCUUUUAUCAAGGGGGAUCUUAUCUCAACCCCUUAAAACAUAUUUCCUCCAUCAUCAAGAACUUCAAUUCAAUUCAACUCAACUCAAUUCAACUCAAUUCCUUUGAAAGGUCAACAACACACACAAUACGCACUUCCAAGACUUUUCUCUCCCUUCAAUCCAACAAAUCGCCCAUCACAAACUUCUCAAGAAUCACACAAUGUGUCCUUCCUGCGAACCCGAGCAGGCUUUAAAUACCAUUGCCGCUCAUGCGAAUGGCAAUGGCAAUGGCUCUACGUCCAAUGGAUCAAGCGAAAGUUCGCAUUCGACUCUCGAUCUCUAUGGUUCAUAUCAUCGCUAACUUUCAAUUCUAGCUCAUCCAGGAUAUACAGCAAUCGAGACCAAGAAGAACCCACAUCCAGCAAAGAGAGAGAAUCCAUAUCAACCAGUCGGCGACUUCCUUAGCAAUAUUUCGAGUUUCAAGAUUAUCGAGAGUACAUUGAGAGAAGGUGAACAAUUUGCCAAUGCUUUCUUUGAUACCGAGAAGAAGAUUGAAAUCGCCAAGGCUUUGGAUGAUUUCGGUGUUGACUACGUGAGUCAUUGCUCUUGUAUUGGCUUCGCACGGAAACCAUUUUACUGACAUGAGGCUCGCAGAUUGAAUUGACUUCACCCGCUGCUUCAGAACAAUCAAGAGCUGAUUGUGAAGCUAUCUGCAAGUUGGGAUUGAAGGCUAAGGUUGGUACCACUAGCUUUCGCACAACCAAUGACACACUCAUACUAACUUCUAUAGAUUCUUACUCACAUCAGAUGUCACAUGGAUGAUGCCAGAAUCGCAGUUCAAACUGGUGUUGAUGGAGUGUAAGUUGCGCUUUCUCUCCAGACAAAGAUUUAUUUUCUAACAUGUUCCAGUGAUGUCGUUAUCGGUACCUCAUCUUAUCUCAUGGAACAUUCCCACGGAAAGGAUAUGACCUACAUCAAGAACACCGCAAUUGAAGUUAUCGAAUUCGUCAAGUCACACGGCAUCGAAAUUCGAUUCUCUUCGGAAGAUUCCUUCCGUUCAAACCUCGUCGAUCUCCUCUCCAUUUACUCCACCGUUGACAAGAUUGGUGUUAACCGUGUUGGCAUUGCCGAUACUGUCGGAUGCGCUUCCCCAAGACAGGUUUACGAUUUGAUCAGAACUCUUCGUGGUGUCGUUAGCUGUGAUAUCGAAACACAUUUCCACAAUGACACUGGUUGCGCUAUCGCAAAUGCAUACUGCGCUUUAGAGGCCGGCGCUACUCACAUUGAUACCUCCGUUUUGGGUAUUGGUGAGAGAAAUGGUAUCACCCCUCUUGGUGGAUUAAUGGCCCGUAUGAUUGUCGCAGACCGUGAAUACGUCAUGGGCAAGUACAAGCUUCACAAGCUCAAGGAUAUUGAAGAUUUGGUUGCACAAGCCGUCGAGGUCAACAUUCCUUUCAACAACUACAUUACUGGUUUCAGUGCUUUCACUCACAAGGCUGGUAUUCACGCCAAGGCUAUUCUCAACAACCCAUCGACCUAUGAAAUCAUCAACCCAGCCGAUUUCGGUAUGACCAGAUACGUUCACUUCGCUUCAAGACUUACUGGAUGGAACGCCAUCAAGUCUCGUGCUAAUCAACUGAACAUCGAAAUGAGCGAUGAACAAUACAAGGAGUGCACUGCUAAGAUCAAGGCCCUUGCCGAUAUUCGAUCCAUCGCAGUUGAUGAUGCUGAUUCAAUCAUUCGUGCUUUUCACAGACAAACCAAGACUGGUAAGGCCGUUGAGCUUUUGCCAAACAUGACUGAGCAGGAGAAAAAUUUGUUGGCCCAGAAGGAAGCUGAAAUUGCUGGAGUCCCUGAGAAGCGCAAGUUGGAUGAGGUUGCCGAGGGUCAAGCUAAGAGGGCUAGAAAUGAGGUUUCCGCAUAAAUGAAGAGAGGAAAGGAUGAAAUCUGAUUUGGACCAAGUCUAUUCUGUUAGGGGGUAGCUGAAUUCUUCCCAGACAAGGCGGAUCUAAAGGAAAGUAGUUGAAAUCUUCCUAGAUCCUGGUUCAAAGAUGAUGGAAAUUUUCCUCGUGGAUUCUUCAUCUAUGGGAACAAAAUGGCGGGCUGAAAAGUUGCUUGAGCUAUUUGAUAUUUCUUUCCUUUUUUUUGUUGAUUCUUUCGACAGCUAAAGACAGGUUCGCGGGAUAUACAAUUCUUGCGAGGUUUGCUUUGCGUUGAAUGAAUAUCUAUUCAAGGGUGUGUUACAGCAUACAGUGGGUAUGAGAGGAUAGAAGGGAGGGAGCAUGUAUUGCUUAUUCGAUAGUCUGAAAAUACAAUACUAUACAUGGAUUUACU
Sclerotinia trifoliorum is the source of this 2450-nucleotide messenger RNA. Lineage: Eukaryota; Fungi; Ascomycota; Leotiomycetes; Helotiales; Sclerotiniaceae. The record is from the annotation of a GenBank genome assembly.